Molecule: messenger RNA, 1308 nt
Organism: Gaeumannomyces tritici R3-111a-1
Lineage: Eukaryota; Fungi; Ascomycota; Sordariomycetes; Magnaporthales; Magnaporthaceae
Exons: 1
Coding region: 606-1139 (177 amino acids)
Source: RefSeq, a predicted model, not a curated record
GCCUCUCCAGGAGAGGCAGCCCACUCUGCUGGACCUGGACUGGUGAAGGCGACUCGCUUCCCCCACAGAGUGCAGCAUCCGCAACAUCCCCUCGCUCUAGUCGCCGCCCACAAGUCUCUCGGUCUCGCCAGAAGGAGGAAACGCCUCGGCCGCCAAACCAAGACGCGCUAUUGGCUUGUGCCCCAGCAUUCCGGACAGUGACCAGGAACGAAGGGCACCACUGGCACUAGUGGCAUACUACGAGAACUAUACUGGCGUUUUCCGCCGGAUGCAAUCGCCGGCUGACUACUUACCCAGGGAGCUGCGACGGACCAAAUGGCCCUGUCCCUGACGUCCUUUUGCCGAGGGGGAGCCUUUCGCAGCCAUUGGCCUGCACCGCCGUCAAAGGCCCCAUUCGGAACCGUCUUGGCCGGGGCUGGGGAUAGCGAAGCGGGCUCUCUCGAGCGCCGUCCGCAGCCUUGUCGCGUCGCACUGCUACCCCCCUCUGGUUCUCCCUCGUCCUUGCUCUCUCUGGCACCCGGACAUGUCGUGUCGAUCGGGCCCGGGAUGGGCGACCAACAAGCACAAGCACGACGUGACACCACGACGCACACCCCCUAGUCACCAUGAUAAUUAAUCGGCGAUCUCGGGGACCCACCUUCGGGGACCAUCGACUUAGUGGGAGCGCACCGCAGCGAGCGUUGCUUGCUUGGGGAUUCACUGGACUUUCACAACGCUCGCGGCUCCCACUGGCUCGCGCCCAGUGGGUGGUGGGGGGAUCUGCGCCCAGCUCGCAUGCCUCUGGACACCCCCCUUGGCUCGGGGACCGGUUCUGGCGAUUUCAAGCGAAAAUCCCCAGCGGCUUUUCAGCUGAGGCGGGCCUGGACCCCAUGUCUCCUUAUCCGGACGGCUGCAACCUCAUUUGGGCGCGCCCUGCGUGCCUGCUUGCCCUCUCAUCCCAACUGGCUCCCACAGACACCCUCCCUGCAGGCGUGGACGGCAUGCGAUGGCGAUCAAUCAGUGGGCAAGCUGAAGAUCCUCAAACCCACAAAAUCCUGGCCUUGGCACUGGCGCUGCGAGGCAUGCUGUUCGAUGCUGCUGCUCGAUGUUACCUUGGGGUGAUUUGUGCCAAGACCGGCUCCUCAUCACACGCGGAAUGAAGACAUGACGGUCAUCGGCCUGUCCCCUCGGCCAAGGCUACGGUCCUGAAACCACGACCCCUUCAUCAAGAUGCGGAAUCCAAAAGUCUAAUUGUCCGUGUGCGCAAUUUUGACAAUAUCCAUGCUGAGUGUUCCCAUGCCCGCCCUGACCCGAACCUGGCAGCUCUCG